AUGCCCCGCUUUCUAACAGACUCCCGCAAAGCGCCCGCUAAAAGCCAACCCCUGCUGGUGAUUGGCGCGGGCCUUCCGCGAACAGCAACAUCAUCUCUUCAAUCAGCGUUAGAAAUACUAGGCUAUGAUCCUUGUCUGCACAUGGCGCAUAUCAUCCCACACGCAGAGCGCCAGCAAAUGCUUAUAGAUGCCUCUCGUGAGCCCGACAAAGAAAAGCGCCAAAAGCAAGUACAUGCUCUGGUUGACGGAUAUGGCUCUGUGGUCGACAUGCCGGCAGUCUUCUUCCUCGAGGACCUGGUGGAAAUGUACCCAGAUGCCAAGGUGGUUUUGAGCAGUCGUCCAAAUCCAGAGAUCUGGGCACAGAGUGCAUCGGAUAGUUUGAGGUUCUUCUUCACGCGGCGCUUUUACUGGGUUGGGAUGCUGUGGCGCACUGAUCGGUUGUGGUAUAGGCUCAAUAUGCGGAUUGUUGAGUGGUGUCGCGAGCGCUUGGGGGAGGGUGAUAUCUUUACGGCGCCCUUUGCGGUCAAAUAUGAUCAGCAUGUCAGGGAGGUUGUGGCGGCUCGUGGUGGUGAGGUCUUGGAAUUCCGUGCGGAGCAUGGGUGGGCUCCGCUGUGUGAGUUCCUCGGAAAGGAUAUUCCUGAUUCCCCAUUUCCCAGGGUUAACGAGAGGAAGACUUUUGUUUUUAUUAGAAGGAUCAUGAUUGCAAAGGGGCUGGUGAGCUGGGCGGUGCUGGGCGGCGUUGUGUGGGCUGGUUGGAGAUAUGCGAGGUCUUGA
This is a messenger RNA of Penicillium brevicompactum, 774 nucleotides long. RefSeq names its product sulfotransferase family protein. The record is from RefSeq and is a predicted model, not a curated record. The coding region runs from base 1 to 774 and encodes 257 amino acids. The transcript has a single exon. NCBI's taxonomy places the organism in Eukaryota, Fungi, Ascomycota, Eurotiomycetes, Eurotiales, Aspergillaceae.